Molecule: messenger RNA, 1395 nt
Organism: Sinocyclocheilus anshuiensis
Lineage: Eukaryota; Metazoa; Chordata; Actinopteri; Cypriniformes; Cyprinidae
Product: protein FRG1-like
Exons: 9
Coding region: 267-1034 (255 amino acids)
Cellular component (GO): striated muscle dense body; nucleolus; catalytic step 2 spliceosome
Molecular function (GO): actin filament binding
Source: RefSeq, a predicted model, not a curated record
CCCUCCAGGACCGAGUUUGGACAGCCCUGCUCUGGAGAAAUCACAAUUAACAAUUUUUCAAGCCACCAGCACACUUUUUAUAUUUCUCCGACCGAUGGGUGUCGCGCUUCAGCCCAGCCGCGUGUCUUCAGUGCGGUGCUUUGACUCCUUUCGGCCACCGUACACACACCGAGCGUUGUUGUUGCAGGAAAACGCGCGUGAAUAACAACGUAUGAUAAUCCCACAAAAAAAACGUUUUAAUCCAGUUGCUUUAACCGUGUGUGAUCAUGACCGAGUACUCACACGUCAAGUCCACCAAGCUGGUCCUGAAAGGAUUAAACGAUAAAAAAAAGAAGAAAAAGAACAAGGACAAAAAGAGAAAACGAGAUGAUGAAGACAAGCUGGAUAUCGUUGGAGGAUGGUGGACAGUGAAGGGUUUCGGUGAGAUCACAGGUACAGUGGCCAUUGAGAUGCACAAAAAGUCCUUCAUCCAUGCACUGGACACUGGACUCUUCACUGUAGGUGCUCCACAUAAAGACGAUGAAGGCCCAGAUCCUCCAGAGCAGUUCACUGCCAUCAGAGUCUCAGACUCCAGGAUAGCGCUGAAGUCAGGCUAUGGGAAGUAUUUAGGUAUAAACUCAGAGGGUGUUGUGGUUGGUCGAUCAGAUGCCAUCGGCUCCAGAGAGCAGUGGGAACCAGUGUUUCAGGAUGGUAAAAUGGCCUUACUUGCUGCAAACAGUUGUUUCAUCUCGUACAGUGAGAGCGGAGACAUAGUGGCCAAAAACAAGACAGCGGGAGAGGAGGAGAUAAUCAAGAUCCGUUCAUGCACAGAAAGAGAGGUGAAGAGAAAAGACGAUAUUGCAGAUGAAGACAGAGGUGAUGUCAAGAACUGUGAGGUCAACUACGUGAAGAAGUUCCAAAGUUUUCAGGAUCGGAAGCUGAGGGUGAAUGAGGAAGACAGCGGCACGCUGAAAAAAGCCAGAACAGAAGGAAAAUUCCAUGAGGCCCUGCUGGACAGGAGAGCCAAGAUGAAGGCUGACAGAUACUGCAAGUGAAACCAGAAGUGUUUUUUUUCCUUCCUCACCAUUAUAAUUUUACAUAGUCAUGGAAUCUCUGCCUUUUUUUUAUAAUAAACCUAGUAACUUUUCACAAGAAAAUCUUUUGUUGUUUUUAAAUAGCCUAUCAAUUAUAUUGUUACAGUCAUUUGUUUAAUAUUGGAUUGUACAUUUGAUUGAUUUCCCAAAUUAAAUGGAUUGUAAACUCAAAAUCUCAAUUGCAUUAUUGUUAUCCAAUUUUCUGUUGCACACAAAGAAAAGAACGAUUAAUCUAUGGAAAACGUGGUUCCUUAAUGUUUCUGACUGAAGUCAAUUAGUGUUGAUGUGGGGUCAUUUUGUGGGGUUUUAAUAUUUAUGUGAG